AUGCUGCCUAACAAAGUGGGCAAACAGCUGGGUCACCCCACGUAUUCUUUAACUGGAUGGUUGGUGACCAAGUUCUUUAAAUGGCACAAUCAGAUUUUGGAGGAGAAUGCGGUGAAACUGAGCAACAUACAACCCAAGGACACGGUGCUGGAGCUCGGCCACGGGCCGGGCUUCGGUCUGCAGGCGGCGGCGCAGCUCCUCACGGCUCCGGAGGGGAAACUGCUCGGUGUGGAUUACUCUCAAUACAUGCAUGAGAUGGCCAGUAAGCGCAUGAAGGAGCAGAUCUCCAGAGGAAAGGCUGUGCUGUAUUGCAGUGAUUUGGUGGCCAUGCCGAUAGAGGAAAACACGGUUGACAAGGUGUUUCACUGCAACUGCUAUUACUUCUGGCCGGAUCUGAAAGCAGGCGCGAGAGCGAUUCACAGAGUGAUGAAACCAGGUGAGAUCUCGAGAACUCGAGUGAUUCAAUAA
Messenger RNA from Sinocyclocheilus anshuiensis, 468 nucleotides. RefSeq lists its product as uncharacterized. Gene Ontology annotation, biological process: sterol biosynthetic process. Bases 1 to 468 code for a protein of 155 amino acids. NCBI's taxonomy places the organism in Eukaryota, Metazoa, Chordata, Actinopteri, Cypriniformes, Cyprinidae. Gene Ontology annotation, molecular function: sterol 24-C-methyltransferase activity. Gene Ontology annotation, cellular component: endoplasmic reticulum. The transcript has a single exon. The record is from RefSeq and is a predicted model, not a curated record.